Parnassius apollo (apollo) is the source of this 438-nucleotide messenger RNA. The record is from the annotation of a GenBank genome assembly. Lineage: Eukaryota; Metazoa; Arthropoda; Insecta; Lepidoptera; Papilionidae.
AUGACAGGGAUAAAGGCGCCUUCGAAACGGCAACUUAACAACUACUUAUAUGACAGAAGGCGCGAGAAGUUCGGAAGAGCUGCAAUUUACUUAGAUGAACUUGAAAAAUGGAUUUUCGAUGGAACUACUAUUCCCGAUGAUGAAAAUGAAGUUUUCGUGUUCAGCUAUCACGUGAUAGAAGCGGAAGAACCAAGUUUUCGUCUGGCAUUGUCAACUAAAAAAUUACUCAACAUAGUUUGUUCCACGGACAUACUGCACAUAGACGCCACAUACAAACUCAUAUGGCAAGGGUUCCCCGUUUUAGUUCUUGGUACCACUGAUAAGAACCGCAAGUUCCAUCCGCUUUAUCUUGGUGUGUCCACGAAUGAACGUCAAGAAGAUUUUCAAAUGAUUUUGAUGGCCUUAAAGAAAAGGUUCUGUCUUUAUUUGAUCACGUGA